Cinclus cinclus is the source of this 1704-nucleotide messenger RNA. RefSeq names its product keratin, type II cytoskeletal 6A-like. Lineage: Eukaryota; Metazoa; Chordata; Aves; Passeriformes; Cinclidae. Gene Ontology annotation, biological process: intermediate filament organization; keratinization. Gene Ontology annotation, cellular component: keratin filament. The transcript is spliced from 9 exons. Bases 1 to 1704 code for a protein of 567 amino acids. The record is from RefSeq and is a predicted model, not a curated record. Gene Ontology annotation, molecular function: structural constituent of skin epidermis.
AUGUCUCGUCAAUCUGUCUGCAGGAGCUUUGGAAUUGGGAGCAAAAGGGGAUUCAGCUCCUGCUCUGCUGUUGGUGGUGGCUUUGGAGGCAGUGGCCGGAGCAGGAUCAGCUACAGCUCGUUCUCCACAUCCAGAGGGAUUGGAGGUGGCAGUGGACGCUGUGGAGGAUUCAGCAGCCGGAGUCUCCAUAACAUGGGGGGAAACACAAGGAUUUCCAUGGGCAGCUCUUAUGGCAGUGGCUACGGAUGUAGAAUUGGUGGCUUUGGUGGAGGAUUUCCAGGAGGAUUUGGUGUCAUUGGAGGAGGUGUCAUUGGUGGAGGAAUGGGUGGCUUUUGUGGACCUGUCAGAGGUAGCCCUGGGUUCCCUGGAGGCAUCCAACCAGUGCAGGUGGACCCAACCCUCCUGCGGCCAGUCCAUGUUGACAUUGACCCUCAGAUCCAGCAAGUGAAGUGCCAGGAGAAGGAGCAGAUCAAGACUCUGAACAACCAGUUUGCCUCCUUCAUUGACAAGGUCCGAUUCCUGGAGCAGCAGAACAAGGUGCUCUCCACCAAGUGGGAGCUGCUCCAGCAGCAAGGGCCAUCAGGGCCCAGGAAGAACCUGGAUGUGAUCUUUGAGAAUUACAUUCAGAACCUGCGGAGGAGGCUGGAGUCUCUGUUGGGACAGCGGGGGCAGCUGGAGUCAGAGCUGCAGAACAUGCGGCAGUACGUGGAGGAGUUCAAAACCAAGUAUGAGGAGGAGAUCAACCGUCGCACAGCGGCUGAGAACGAGUUUGUGGUGCUGAAGAAGGAUGUGGACUGUGCCUACAUGACCAAAGUCGAGCUGGAAGCCAAGGUGGGAGCUCUGACAGAUGAAAUCAACUUCCUGAGGUGCAUCUAUGAGGAGGAACUGUCUCAGAUGCAGACGAUCAGUCGGGAUCUGUCCGUGGUGGUGUCCAUGGACAACAACCGGCACCUGGACCUGGACAGUAUCAUCGAGGAGGUCCGGCGCCACUAUGAGCAGAUCGCUCAGAAUAGCCGGGCCGAGGCCGAGGCUUGGUACCAGAGCAGGUACGAGGAGCUCCAAAACACAGCUGGCCGGCACGGAGACAACCUCCGCAACACCAAGAUUGAGAUCCAGGAGUUGUCCAGGAAUGUCCAGAGGCUGCGGACAGAGAUUGAGAAUGUGAAGAAGCAGAACCAUCAUCUGCAGUCAGCCAUCGCUGAGGCUGAGGAGAGGGGGGAGAUGGCCAUCAAGGAUGCCCGGAGGAAGCUGGAAGAGCUGGAAUGUGCCCUGAACAAGGACAAGGAGGAGCUGGCUCGCCUGCUGAAGGAGUACCAGGAACUGCUGAACAUCAAGAUUGCGCUGGAUGUUGAGAUUGCCAUGUACAGGAAGUUGCUGGAGGGGGAGGAGAACCGGCUCUGCUUAGAAAACCCCUCCAAUGUGAAUGUCUCUGUGGUGGGCAGAACUACCAUGUGUGGAGGCAGAUCCAGCAGCUUUGGAGCCAGCAAUGGCCUGGGUGGAGGAGGAGUGUGCACGGUUGGCGGUGGGAGUGUCACUGGCGGCACCUGUGGUGUGGGAGGAGGGAUCCUCAGUGGUGGCUUCUCCUCUGGGAGUGGGAGGAUGUGUAGCACUGCAGGUGGCAACUUCAUGGCCGGGGGGAGCUCCUCCUCAGUGCGGAGAUGUGUCACCACCACAACGGUCAAAUCCUCUGGGGUCAAAUACUGA